This is a messenger RNA of Rhopalosiphum maidis (corn leaf aphid), 987 nucleotides long. RefSeq lists its product as uncharacterized. NCBI's taxonomy places the organism in Eukaryota, Metazoa, Arthropoda, Insecta, Hemiptera, Aphididae. The coding region runs from base 1 to 987 and encodes 328 amino acids. The transcript has 4 exons. The record is from RefSeq and is a predicted model, not a curated record.
AUGGCAAAUGAUUUAGUAAAAAAUAUAAAUAAACCUGGAGAAAUAAUCGCGGUAGAUGAAUCUAUGAUACCUUUUCGAGGCAGACUCAAAUUUCGGCAGUAUAUCCCAAAUAAAACACAUAAAUAUGGCGUAAAAUUUUUCAAAAAAAAUAGACGUUUUUUACCAAAAACAGUGAUUGAAAAAAAAUUGAAAAAAGGGGAAUUUGUUGGUCUGGAAAAUAAUUCUGGUAUUGUAGUAUCUAAAUUUAAAGAUAAACGUGACAUUCACUUACUUUCAACGCGACAUCAAUUAAAUAUGACAAACACAGGGAAGAAAAAUAGGAAUCAAGAAGAUAUAUUAAAACCAGAUAUCAUAUUAUUCUAUAAUGCUGGAAAAGCAGGAAUAGAUUUAUCGGAUCAGUUAGCGUCGUACUGCACUCCUAUGAGAAAGAGUGUUCGGUGGUAUCACAAGGUAGCAACUGAGAUAAUUUUAAAUACAUUUGUAGUAAAUGCUCAAAUUAUGUAUAAUGAACAAAAUUUUCGAAAUAAACUCACUAUACAUAAAUUUCGUGAAGUGCUUGUAGAUAAACUCCUUGAAUUAAAACCUACAUCUUUACGUGUUUCAAAUUCUGAACAACCUCUUGAAAAUAGAUUUCAAAGACGACAAAUAAUAAAACAUAAACUCGAAGAGACAGAAGAAAAAUGUUCAAGAAACAGAAAAAAAAGAAAAAGGUGUAUUGAAUGCUAUACAAAAUUUUCGAAUGAACUAGGAUACAAGGAAGCUUUGAACAAGGCUAAGAAAGUAACAACCUUUUGCAGUCUUUGCCCAUCGAAACCAUCGGUUUGCAUACAAUUUUAUGCUCAAAUAUUCCGUAUUGUAAAGACUUCGCUUGACAACAAACCACUUAAGUAUGAUCUUGAUAACAUAAGUAACUAUAGAGUGUGUGAUACUAAUAAAUUUCACCUGAACGUGGCAAAAUCAUUACUUUUUCAUGAGACGCUUGCCUGA